GCGAACUUAUGUGUUCCACACCAAUAGGGGUUUCAGCUACCCCACCACGAAACGUCAUCAUCUGCAUGAUUCCCCUCCUUGAAAUCCAGCGCCGAUGAUCCAAAUUUCAGGGUUACAAAAUAUAUCAAGCUCCUCUGCUCUGCGUACUUUAACAAUCUGUUUCUUUCAUCAUCAUACUAUACCAAAAACACUGCGAGAUCUAACACUUCACAAGAAAUUCUUUUAUAAAACUCACAACAUUUUUCAAAUAAACAAGACUUGAAUCAAACAACAGCAAUCAUGUCUGGCUACGGAAACGAAGGCUACGGAGGCCAACAAGGCGGAGGAUACGGAGGUCAACAAAGCGGAGGAUACGGAGGUGAAGAGAGAAGAGAACACGGCCGCAGAGAUGAGGAGGGCUAUGGUGGACAGCAGGGUGGUGGAUAUGGUGGAGAGGGAAGACAAGGCGGCGGAUAUGGCGGUGAGGAGAGAAGAGAAGGUCACCAAGGGGGACCAGGAGGAGCAUUCGGUGGCGGAAACUUUAACGAAGAGCGUCGUCAAGGAGGUGGAGAAUCCCAAGGUUAUUACGGAGGUGGUGGUCAAGGAGGACAAGAUGAAAUUCGUCAUGGCGGUCGUGAUGAGAGAUACGGAGGAGGAGGAAACAACUCAUACGGAGGCGGUGGAGGAUAUGGUGCCGAUGAUGAGGAUUUGAAGGGCGCAGCCCAUCAUGCUCAAGAACAUGCCGGUGAUUCUGGAGACUCAAGCUUGUUCUCUAGCGUUUUGGGUUAUUUGGGCCAGAACAAACACAAUAUCGGUAAUCAAGAUGUUGAUGAAGAAGAAGCUGUAAACUCCCACAAACAAUACUAUGGCGGUGGUGGCUCUUCUGGCGGUUCUUCAGGAUCUUCAUCUAGCAUGGGCAGUGCCGCCGCUAUGCAAGCACUCAAGAUGUUCAACGGUGGUUCAUCCGGAAACUCCUCGUCCGGAAACUCUCAAAACGCUUUCGUUGGAAUGGCAAUGGCACAAGCCAGUAAAUUGUUCGAUCAACAAAGUAGUCAGGGAAAUGUCUCUUCAGGUUCUUCCAAGGAGAGCGUUGUUCAGCAAGCUGGUGAAAUGGCUCUUAAGAUGUACAUGAAGAGUCAGGUUGGUGGAAGCUCUAGUGGAAGCUCGAGUGGUAUGAGUGGAUUGAUGGGGUUGGCAAGUAAAUUCAUGUAGGGGAAUUGUUUACAUGAAUGGAUGGUUAGGUGCUAGGAUGGGAGGAUCGUUUAUGAUAUUUUAUGAUAGCAUGAUUUGAUGAACGAAGCAAUGAAAUACUUGGCAGCUAAAGCGAUUUGAAAUGUUUCUAUCGGUCAUUGUGUGUAUAUAUUUAAAGAAACAAUCUGAUUUAUAAUAGAGGCCUGUUAGUCGACUUGGGACGUCGAACCAAACGUUUGCCAGAGAAAUUUGUUGGGCCAGCAUUUUCACAGAAGAGAAUGGAGUCGCUUCGAUGGCAUGCAUCACUUGUUGAGUUAUCAAAAUUCAAUGUCAAUCUUUACCAUACG
Molecule: messenger RNA, 1517 nt
Organism: Botrytis cinerea B05.10
Lineage: Eukaryota; Fungi; Ascomycota; Leotiomycetes; Helotiales; Sclerotiniaceae
Exons: 5
Coding region: 280-1191 (303 amino acids)
Source: RefSeq, a predicted model, not a curated record